This is a messenger RNA of Cuscuta epithymum, 1064 nucleotides long. The record is from the annotation of a GenBank genome assembly. Lineage: Eukaryota; Viridiplantae; Streptophyta; Magnoliopsida; Solanales; Convolvulaceae.
CGGCCAGGCAGCCCAAAAGAAAAAAGCUCAGUGAUAAUACAACUUGACCGUGGAGUGCCCCCCAAGAUAAUGCUUUUCAAGAGCCCUUAAACACAAUUCUUCAGCUCGAAUUUUCACCGAUCUUCAGAUUCCGUCCGGCCAUCAGUCAGUAUGUCGAUCUUCGAGUACAAUGGAAGUGCCCUAGUGGCGAUGGUGGGGAAGAACUGCUUCGCCAUCGCAAGUGAUCGGCGGCUCGGUAUUCAGCUGCAGACCAUUGCCACUGAUUUCGAGAGGAUUUAUAAAAUUCACGACAAGCUCUUCAUUGGCCUCUCUGGCCUUGCCUCCGAUGCCCAAACCUUGUAUCAACGGCUCGUGUUCCGGCACAAGUUAUAUGAGCUUAGAGAAGAAAGAAACAUGAAGCCUGAAACUUUUGCCAGCCUGGUAUCUGCUAUUCUAUAUGAGAAAAGGUUUGGUCCGUAUUUCUGCCAACCUGUAAUUGCUGGAUUAGGAGACGAUGACAAGCCUUUCAUUUGCACAAUGGAUUCAAUCGGUGCAAAGGAGCUUGCCAAAGACUUUGUUGUUGCUGGGACUGCCUCAGAAUCACUAUACGGAGCAUGUGAGGCCAUGUUCAAGCCUGAUAUGGAAGCGGAGGAAUUAUUUGAGACAAUCUCUCAGGCACUCAUAGCAUCAGUGGACAGAGACUGUUUGAGUGGUUGGGGCGGACAUGUUUAUCUUGUCACACCAACUGAAGUGACAGAGAGUAUUUUGAAGGGAAGAAUGGACUGAAACCUAUUUCCAUUAGUUUUCUACCCAGAACAAUUGUCCUAUUUGAGCUCUCUGUUUCUGAAACUUUAACCCUGAGACUUAAUGUAUUAAUAACAUUAUCUUUGAAAGCAUAUGCAUUGCCACCAUUUGUACCUUCACCUUGUUAUUAUAUGUGAGAACUGUGAUCUUUGCUCCCUUCAAUAGUAGCUUUUGGGGCUUUUGUUUAGAGAAAAAGGCGGAGAUACUACUGGAUUUUAGAUGUUCACUUCAAGGAACAAUAAAGUCCUCCACUUAUUAAAAUUUAAUAAAAUUAUAAGAUA